This is a messenger RNA of Micropterus salmoides (largemouth bass), 1510 nucleotides long. Its product is annotated as caspase-3-like. Gene Ontology annotation, cellular component: cytoplasm. Lineage: Eukaryota; Metazoa; Chordata; Actinopteri; Centrarchiformes; Centrarchidae. The record is from RefSeq and is a predicted model, not a curated record. Gene Ontology annotation, biological process: neuron differentiation; keratinocyte differentiation; erythrocyte differentiation. The transcript has 7 exons. The coding region runs from base 125 to 1009 and encodes 294 amino acids.
AUAGCUUCUCUGCCCACACAGGGGUCAGUGUUCCUGAUUGGCUCAGAGACAUUUCCUUGAAGUUAUAGAAAGUACGAGGAGCUGCUAGUAAGUAUUUGUAACACCGUCUUACACAAAAAGGAACAUGGCUGGUCUUCAAGGUGACGAUGACUUGCAGAGUGGUGGGGACUCUGUGGACGCCUUAAAAUUUCAAAAGAAGCCAGAUGCAGCGCCCGCAGGCAAUAGGAAGACUGCAGAGGAAGUGGUUCCCAGAAGCAGUAGAGCAGCAGGCUCCGACCCUUACUGCUACAAGAUGGACUACCCCUGCCUCGGAACCUGUCUGGUUAUCAACAAUAAGAACUUCCACCAAAGCACAAACAUGAGUCAACGUAAUGGGACAGAUGUUGAUGCUGCUUCUGCUAUUAAGACCUUCUCUGAUCUGGGCUAUAAGACAAGAUAUGUCAAUGAUCAGACUGUGGAGGAGAUGAAACAGCUGAUGUUAAGUGUAUCCAAGGAGGACCACAGUAAUAGUGCGUCAUUUGCAUGUGUGUUGCUAAGUCAUGGAGACGAGGGGGUGAUAUAUGGCACAGACGGCUAUGAAAAGAUUGAAAACCUGACAAAAUACUUCAAAGGAGAUCACUGUAAGAGUCUUGUGGGGAAACCAAAGCUCUUCUUUAUACAGGCGUGCCGUGGUACAGACCUGGAUGACGGCGCCUUCAUUGAGACAGACAGUGUAGAAGAGCAAACAGAGAGGAUUCCUGUGGAAGCAGAUUUCCUGUAUGCUUAUUCCACUGCUCCAGGCUACUACUCAUGGAGAAACACAGCCAACGGUUCCUGGUUUAUGCAGUCAUUGUGCGAGAUGUUGUACUGUUACAGAGGAAAGCUGGAGCUGAUGCAGAUCAUGACCCGAGUCAACCGCAAGGUGGCACUACACUUUGAAUCUGCCUCCAACCUUCCUGGAUAUAGUGGCAAGAAACAGAUCCCCUGCAUUGUCUCAAUGUUGACCAAAGAAUUCUACUUGCCUGCCUAGAUUAAGAUCAGAUUCUUUUGUUUUACCUACAGGAUACUAAAGGGUGUUGGGACAAUUUCCAAUGAUUCAUUUUCAAUGAGCCCAUAUCACUGAUUAUGCGCUUUAACAGUAGCAGAAGCAUAGAACUGUGGACUUUUGUAUGUUGGUGGAGAGGAGGUGGUGUGGAUCCAUAUUCAUCAUAAACUAUAUGUUUAUAAUCCAGUGCCAAUACUCUUACUAUGUUGUUCUAUUCUGUACAAGCAACAUCUAUUGCAUGUCUGUCCUGGAAGAGGGUAUCCAAUGAUGUUCUUGCUGUAGUAUUUUCCCCCUUAAAAGAGGUUUUAGGGAGUUCUCCUCUUUUGAAUCAAGGGCAAUGUUGUUUGCUGAAAAAUGUGUGAUUUGUGAUAUCGGGCUAUAUCAAUAAAAUUGAAUACAUUUAUAGGAUAAACAGUUAGUUUACUACAUACAGUUUGUUGCUUUUUACCAGUUCUGGUAUGCAAUAAAUGCACAAGCACAAAUGGA